UCCAGAGGGAAUCCAGAGGAUGUAGGAUGUGCUUUGCAACAUUAGGUGUGUGCUGAGACACUUGCUGUGGAAGGAGGAAUGUCCCCAGCCAGCCUGGACUGGGGAAAGCUGGUGUCAUGGCCACAGGAUUCCAGGACUCUGGAGAUCAAAGGGAGCACUGACGGACUCUUCACGCUCCAACUGUAACUUGAAGAUGCUCAGCCAGCAGCAGCGGAGAGCUUCACUGCGUGAUCCUAUUGCUCUGCAUAGACAGAGGCAUCAAGGUUAUGUUUAUACCUACAGAGUGUCCAGGACAGAAACUGGAUCCUGGAGUGCUGAGACAGCACCUGGUGUCCACCGGAGGCUCUUUCGGAAAGUGCACAACCUCAUUUCAGCCUUCCAGAAGCCUGACCAAGGCAUCGUGACGCCUCUGCAGCACCCAGUCAUCAACCACGCCAAAGCCAAAUACUCCCCCAGGCAGAAAUGAAGGCCAUGGCUUCUUCCUGCACCCAAAAUGAUGACAUUUCCUGAAGUGGAACCAUGUCUUCCAGUGUCUCCUUUAGCUCAUGCUCUAGACCAGAACAACUUAUAUGCCAAUUGAACCAACUCCAUGAGUUUUCUAAGUUUUCUAGCUCAAAACAUAGCAGCUGGAAGUUUCAGAGUGUUCUGAUUUUUUUCUUUUCUUUCGGUCUGCAAAGAUAAAAA
Pogoniulus pusillus (Red-fronted tinkerbird) is the source of this 684-nucleotide messenger RNA. RefSeq names its product SH2 domain containing 1A (gene SH2D1A). Lineage: Eukaryota; Metazoa; Chordata; Aves; Piciformes; Lybiidae. Bases 194 to 466 code for a protein of 90 amino acids. Gene Ontology annotation, cellular component: cytosol. Gene Ontology annotation, biological process: positive regulation of B cell differentiation; regulation of immune response; negative regulation of neutrophil differentiation. The record is from RefSeq and is a predicted model, not a curated record. The transcript has 5 exons.